CGGACAACAACGCGUGGGUCAAAUGCUAAUUUGACAGAGUCUGUAUGACGCAUUCAACGAGCUACCGUCUCAUCUGUAUAUAUCGCAGAGUAUCAUCAUGGCACAACACAACCAGUCCAGAGCUGCGACACAUCCCUCGAUCAUCUCAACAUUCCAACCCUUCUUGGGUCACCUUCUCAAGUGCUAGAGCUACUAGUCGCUCGGCAUUCAUCCAUGGCGGCAGCUACCAGAGCUCUCCUUGUUGCCGCGGUGAUCGCGGCGGCGUUGUUCGGCACGGCGCUCGGCGCCACCUACACAGUCGGCGCACCGGCCGGCUCGUGGGACCUCCGGACAAACUACACCCGAUGGACUUCCACCAUCAGGUUCUACGCCGGCGACGAGCUCCGGUUCCAGUACCCGGCUGCGGCGCACAACGUGGUGGAGGUGACCAAGACGGCCUACGACAACUGCAGCAGCUCUAGUCCCGUCGCCACGUUCCCGAGCGGCAACGACGUCAUCCCGCUCGCCGCCGUCGGGACCCGGUACUUCAUCUGCGGCCUGCCCGGGCACUGCGCCGGUGGCAUGAAGGUACAGGUCAACGUCCGGUCCAAGGUGGUGAGAUGCCGAGGGAGAGGGGCGAGGCAGCGGUGCACACAGACAACGCCACAGCCGAGCUCGGCGGCUCAGGCUGGUGCUCAGCCUGUGCUAGCGCUCGGGCUGGCCGCCGUCCUGGCUGGUUUGAUGCUUCUCUACUAGUGAACAACGGCAGCGCCAAGCAGCUGGCGCCAUUAUAAUUUUUUUUCUCUCUCUCUCCUUUUUUCCGUGAUUGAUCGUGCCUACAUGAUUCUUUGUAUAGUCAAAUUAUAUAUAAUUCUUUUUUACAAUAUUAUUAAUAUAUGAUUCGAGUUGUCAUAAUUCAUGCCAUUCGUUGACCGUAAAUACCAAGAAAAAACAGUUAAGAACCAGAGAACUUUAUUAAUUCGCCCAUAAAAGAGCUUUAUUAAUUAAUCAGCAAAUUUAUACUAAUGUUCAAAGAUUUAACUUUCUGGCCUGCUUUGGAGGCCCUGAGCGCCCAGAAGUAUCUCUUGAAAUCAUUACAGACCCUAAAAAAAAUUAUGGAGCUAUUAUCGAAAAAGGCUUUCACCCCGCUUUAUAGAUAUGGCAAUAGACCACCAAACAUAUGCAUAGAUGCGCCAAACAGUCAAAAUAAAAGGAAAAUAAAAACGUUUAAAGUUAUGGGGAU
Molecule: messenger RNA, 1222 nt
Organism: Aegilops tauschii subsp. strangulata
Lineage: Eukaryota; Viridiplantae; Streptophyta; Magnoliopsida; Poales; Poaceae
Product: basic blue protein
Cellular component (GO): plasma membrane
Molecular function (GO): electron transfer activity
Source: RefSeq, a predicted model, not a curated record